This is a messenger RNA of Trypanosoma conorhini, 2406 nucleotides long. Its product is annotated as mitochondrial sodium/hydrogen exchanger NHA2. Lineage: Eukaryota; Euglenozoa; Kinetoplastea; Trypanosomatida; Trypanosomatidae. Bases 1 to 2406 code for a protein of 801 amino acids. The record is from RefSeq and is a predicted model, not a curated record. The transcript has a single exon.
AUGCACCGUGCUUGCAGCGAGUCCAAGAUUAGCUUCAAUAACGGUAGAGACAGGGUUCAGGCAGGAACCGGGUGGAGUGAGAGUCGCCGUGCCACGCUCCCGCACGGCCCUAGCGUGCCUCCUGGCCGCGGCGACCAGGGGGGCCAUCACGGCUUGAACGCGUCCCUUGCAUCGUCUGUGGCCCACCUAAGUGAACCGCCGAGCGACCGCGCGACCAAAGGCACCCCCGUCCCUCCGCGCGUUGGCGGUCCCUUUGACGUGGGCUGCGUCGCGUCCUCUGUUGGCGAUGACUGUGAGCGCAUGGUUGAGGUGCUCUCGCUCGGUAAAUCGGGCGGGGAAGAACGCCCAAGGACAAUGUACAGCGACCCAUACGACUCGUGCACGCAACAAUGUCUUGCGCGCUCUUCUUCCGCCCCUCCAGCUUCCUCUGACACCCACUUGGAGGCUGGAGCCAGCCGCAGCGGCCGAGGCAACAUCCUUGCUUUUCCGCCUCGGCGCAGAAAGAGUUUCUCUGUCCUUGGGGAACUCACUGCGUCGCUGGACGAAACGAGAAAGCACUGUGCCUCGGACGAGGCGGAGGCUCUGCGGGGAGACGGUUUCUUGGAAACGAUGGUGUCGUUGCCGUCUUCGGAGAAGCGAUCCUCUAAAUGCCCUUGUCAAGUCCCAAAUUCAGCCACCGAUGAUGAUGAACGUGGAAAAAUUAUUCUUGAAGCUUUCAAUGAAUUAAGCAGUGAUAACCGGCGGCGUGAGCUUCUUCACGUGUUUUGUAAUAUGUACUUUCGGCCAUUUGAGCGUAGUCGCUCACACACUGCAGACACGUGGGACGCGUUCAAACGAAUAGGAUGCAGUGACGCAUGUUGCGGCUUCGAAUUUGAUCGUGAGCGGCUUUCUGUGUACGUUACUAUAGCGCGGAGGAAGUACCGUUUUUUCCCCCUUUCAUUUUUACUUCGUGCGAUCUACAUCACUUUGUUCUGGGCGCUUAUGUAUACACUGUCGCCGACGCCAUUCUCACCUGGAGGGCUCUACUUUGACACCAUCACCACCAUCCUUUUCGCGGGUCUCGUUGGAUGCCUAAUCUCACGCUUUAUACCUGUACCUUCACUCGUGUCUAUUAUUGCGGCAGGGCUUUUGUACGGCAACGUCCCUCGUGCGGCAUACCUAACCUCCGGUAUCACGAUGCCGAUGCGCAACUUUGUCAACACGCUCGGAGUUGCAGUGGGGGUUAUUCGCGCUGGGCUUUCGAUGAACGUUGACGCACUGCGAAAACACCUAUUCGCCUACCUUCUCUUUGGCAUGCUACCCUUGCUUGCAGAGGCGUUGCUGCACGGUGUUUUGUGCAAAUUGGCGUACAAUUACCCGGAUUAUCUUUGGGCCUUGUUGCAGGGAUUUCUCGUUUCUGCCGCCGCCCCAGGCGUGGUGGCGCCGGUUCUGAUUGAACUGCAAGAGAAGGGCUACGGCACACGGGACGGCCCGGGCAUGCUAAUACUCACCUCCGUCUCUAUUGAGGCGUCACUGUGCGUAUUCAUUAUUCAGCUUCUCGUUUCUCUGGAGUUUAAAACGUCAAGCACCUUCUUUGCCAUUCUACUUGUUCCUCUGCAAAUUGUUGCUGGAGCGUUGGGUGGAAUUCUUCUAGGCGGGCUGGUGUUUUUUGCCGCCUUUCAUGUUCUUUGUAUGGAGGCGGAGCGAAUUCCUCUGGGGAAUGGGCGCACCCAGCGUAUGACGCAGCGGCACGCGACACAUGUGCGCCACCUCUCCGUCCUCCUCAUUUUACUACUUGCGUUGGCAGCUGUUUCCGUCGCUCGCGUUCUGUCGUGCGUGGGCGGGGGUAUAUUUAUGGCCCUGGUGAUGGUCGUCUCCUUCAACGUUUUCUGUCUGCGUGGUGGCAGCAGCUACCACGUGGAGCUGAGAGGCGAACUGGUGCAGGCCUUUACCACAAUUUGGGACUACGUCGCAAUGCCGGCGAUGUUUGCACUUUCCGGGGCCGACGUUGCGCUCUACGACAUCGUUGAUCGAAGGUACUUCGGCUACACCGUCGGCAUCAUCCUCGCCGGCCUGGUGGUUCGCUUUAUUCUCGCCUUACUGACGCCGCUGAUGGCACGCAUGGGCUUCUCCUGGAAGGAGCUGCUCUUCUGCGGCAUCGGAUUUCUGGGGAAGGGCUCGUUGCAGGGCCCGUUGGGCGCCGUCGCGCUGGCGUACGCGUACGCGCAGCUGGAGUCGGCCAAGUCGCCUAAAGAAAUGGCCGUGGCGCAGCAGCGGGUAGAAUACGCACGUUUAGUAAGAAACGCGGCCGUGCUUUCCACGUUGAUUGCUUGUCCAAUUUGUUCCAUUUUCCUUUGGAACUUUGCGGCGAAGCUGCUUAAGCGUGACGCGGAAGAUGCAGAAAUGUCACUGCCGAACAGGGAGUAA